This is a messenger RNA of Mus pahari (shrew mouse), 1416 nucleotides long. It is a transcript of the gene Mrps9, whose product is annotated as mitochondrial ribosomal protein S9. The record is from RefSeq and is a predicted model, not a curated record. Bases 60 to 1232 code for a protein of 390 amino acids. Gene Ontology annotation, molecular function: structural constituent of ribosome; RNA binding. Gene Ontology annotation, biological process: translation. Gene Ontology annotation, cellular component: ribosome; mitochondrial small ribosomal subunit. NCBI's taxonomy places the organism in Eukaryota, Metazoa, Chordata, Mammalia, Rodentia, Muridae. The transcript is spliced from 11 exons.
UGCGUAGUCUCUAGGCUCCACCUCUUUCCCCUCCCGCCAGGAUCUUUCUCACGGCCAACAUGGCCGCCCCCUGUGUGUCCUGCGGCCGAGUGCUUUCCCUUCGGCUCGCUCCCGCUGUUAGGGCUAGCCUCUGCCAGAGGCCCCGGAACUGGACAACCUCGGCGGUUGGCUGGCAGACGGGACUCGGGUUCCAGCUAUCAAAGCUAAUACAUACCACAGUUGUAACAACAAGGAAAAAUGCCCAAGCCUCAAGACAGGAAUCAUAUACAGAAGAUUUUAUUAAAAAGCAGAUUGAAGAGUUCAACAUAGGGAAGAGGCACUUAGCCAACAUGAUGGGAGAAGACCCAGAGACUUUUACUGAAGAGCAUGUUGAUAGAGCUAUUGCUUACCUUUUUCCAAGUGGUUUGUUUGAGAAGCGAGCCAGGCCAAUGAUGAAGCAUCCUGAACAUAUUUUUCCAAAACAAAGAGCAAUCCAGUGGGGAGAAGAUGGCCGUCCAUUUCAUUUUCUCUUCUAUACUGGCAAACAAUCAUACUAUUCAUUAAUGCAUGACGUGUAUGGAAAGGUCAUGCAGCUGGAAAAGGACCGAGGUCCUCUGGCAGCAACCACCGAGUCCAGAGACCUGAUUGGCAGCAGAUGGCUGAUUAAGGAGGAACUAGAAGAAAUGUUAGUGGAAAAACUGUCAGAUGAAGAUUACGCACAGUUCAUCCGACUGCUGGAAAAGCUAUUGACACUGCCAUGCGGUCCUGCCGAAGAAGAAUUUGUGCAGAGGUUCCGUAGAAGUGUAACUGUUCAAUCAAAAAAGCAACUGAUUGAACCCGUGCAGUAUGACGAGCAGGGCCUGGCCUUCAGCACCAGCGAAGGCCGGAGGAAGAGCGCCACAGCACAGGCGGUCGUUUAUGAGCACGGAAGUGGGAAGAUCCAUGUGAACGGAGUUGAUUAUCUACUUUACUUUCCCAUCACACAGGACAGAGAACAGUUGAUGUUCCCUUUCCACUUCCUGGACCGGCUGGAAAGACAUGAUGUGACCUGCACAGUCUCCGGGGGAGGGAGGUCAGCACAGGCAGGAGCCAUACGCUUGGCAAUGGCCAGAGCCUUGUGCAGCUUCGUCACUGAGGACGAGGUGGAGUGGAUGAGACAAGCCGGACUACUUACCCCUGAUCCGCGGAUCAGAGAACGGAAGAAGCCAGGCCAGGAGGGCGCCCGAAGAAAGUUCACCUGGAAGAAGCGCUGAGACGUUUCCCGGGAGAGCGAGGAGCACCAUGUCUUUGUGCCUGGCUCAUGGUAGAGCACAAUCAUACACUGACAAGGGAGGCGGCAUUUACACAUUGGCUGGAGUUUAAGUUAUGACAUGAUUUAUUUUUUAGUGCUAUUUUGUUAUGAUUGCCAUUGAAAAUAAUAAAAAGAAUGUUGGUUUC